AUGCGUUGGUCUUCCAUUCUUUCUUCCGCCCUGCUCGUCGCUGGCGCGAGCGCUUUCCCUCACCAUACUCACAAGAAACCCACUCCGUCACCGAGUGCUUCGUCCUCGGUGUCAGUUUCGACUCCUUCUACUGUACCUAUAAAGGCUGCCGCUGCUGCGACUGAUCCGUCCUACUGGCUGGCCGAUAUCACUCAUCAAGGCAAUGCUCCUUUUGCCGGUAGCGGAUACACUGUUUUCCGCAAUGUCAAGGACUACGGUGCUGCUGGAGACGGUGUGACCGAUGAUACUGCUGCUAUCCAGAGUGCAAUCAGCGACGGUGACCGCACAGCUCCAUCGUCCAACACCACAACCACCAAAACCCCCGCUAUUGUCUACUUCCCUGCCGGUACAUAUGUGAUUUCUUCCCCUAUUAUUGACUACUACUUCACUCAGCUCGUUGGCAACCCCAACAGCCCUGCUAUUCUUCAAGCAACCUCCAGCUUUACCGGUAUUGGUCUUAUCGAUGGUGACCAAUACCAAUCCAACGGCAAGGAAGGAUGGAUUUCUACCAAUGUCUUCCUCCGCCAAAUCCGCAACUUGGUCAUUGACAUGACCAACAUUCCUGGCACUACUGCUGCCACCGGUAUUCACUGGCCCACGUCUCAGGCUACCAGCCUGCAGAACGUGGUUGUCAACUUGAACGCUGACGAGGGUACCCAGCACACUGGUAUUUUCAUCGAAGAUGGAUCUGCUGGUUUUAUCGGUGACGUGGUUGUAAACGGAGGGCUCCAAGGUCUCAACAUUGGCAACCAGCAAUUCACCAUGCGCAACGUUACCGUCAACAAUGCCGUUACUGGUAUUACUCAGCUCUGGGACUGGGGCUGGACUUACGUUGGACUUACUCUCAACAACUGUCAAAUUGGUAUCUCGUUUUCUUCAAAUACCGCCCAACUCGUCGGUGGUGUCAACAUCAUUGACAGCACCAUUUCCAACGUCGAAACAUUCGUCAAUACCUCCUGGACCCCCACUUCCAGCCCUGCCGGUGCUGGUAACUUGAUCUUGGAGAACGUUGUUUUGGACACUGUUCCCACUGCCGUCGCUGGGCCUGGCACUGUUUACCUCGAAGGUGGCUCUACCACUAUUGCCAGCUACGGCCAGGGUCACGAGUAUACUCCUACUGGCCCCAGCACUCUUUCCGGAACAUACGCCGCUGGAGCCCGCCCCACUGGUCUUCUCGCUUCUGGAACCUCCAACUACUACACCAAGUCCAAGCCGCAGUACGAGGCUUACACCACUGACCAGGUUGUCAGCAUCCGCAGUGCAGGAGCUGCCGGUGACGGUACCACCGACGACACCGCCGCCAUCAACUCUGCUCUCACUUCUGCUGCCGCUAGCGGUUCUCUUGUGUUUUUCGACUACGGUGUGUACUUGGUCUCAGACACCAUCUACUUCCCCCCUGGCUCCAAGGUUGUCGGAGAAAGCUACCCCAUUAUUGCUGGUAGCGGAGACAAGUUCAGUGAUGCAUCCAACCCCUACCCUAUUGUCCAAGUGGGUAAGAGCGGUGAUACCGGUACUAUUGAAUGGUCUGACAUGCGUGUUGGUACUAUUGGUGGCACUGCUGGCGCUAUUCUUAUCGAAUGGAACUUGGCCGGUGAACUGGGUUCUGGUGCAUGGGAUGUGCACUCGCAGAUUGGCGGAUGGCAGGGAUCCGACCUCCAGCUCAGCCAGUGCCCAACCACUGCUGCAGUCUCAACUGCUUGUGAAGCUGCAUUCUUAAACGUCCACAUUACCUCUGACGCGUCGAACGUCUACUUCGAGAACAACUGGUUCUGGACUGCGGACCACGAUAUUGAGGACCCCACCAACACGCAGAUCUCUGUGUACACUGGUCGCGGUGUUCUCGUCGAGGGUAGUAACAUUGAAAUGUGGGGAACCGGCGCUGAGCACCACGGACUGUACCAAUUCCAAUUCAACGGCGCUUCCAAUGUCGUUGGUGGAUACUUCCAGACUGAAACGCCCUACUACCAGCCCAAACCCGAUGCCACCUCCGGCCCCUAUCAGUCUAUCACCACCACCCCUUGGUCUGACCCCGACUUCAGCACUUGCCUGUCAGGAAACUGCGACGCUUUGGGUCUCCACAUCACCGACAGCACGGACAUCACCAUGUACGGUCUCGGUCUUUAUAGCUUCUUCAACGACUACAGCACCUCCUGCUCCGACGCUGGCAACGGCGAGAACUGCCAGAGCGAGAUCUUCCGUGUCGAUGGAAGUGUGUCUGGAUUGAAUGUGUACGGCUACCAGACCGUCGGUACUACGAACAUGAUUACCAUCAACGGUACCAGCGCAGCGUUGUACUCUGAUAACUUGAGCGUUUACCCGGACUCUAUCGCUUUGUUCAGCUAUUAG
This is a messenger RNA of Talaromyces amestolkiae, 2385 nucleotides long. RefSeq lists its product as uncharacterized. The record is from RefSeq and is a predicted model, not a curated record. Gene Ontology annotation, molecular function: polygalacturonase activity. The coding region runs from base 1 to 2385 and encodes 794 amino acids. The transcript has 4 exons. NCBI's taxonomy places the organism in Eukaryota, Fungi, Ascomycota, Eurotiomycetes, Eurotiales, Trichocomaceae.